Molecule: messenger RNA, 1177 nt
Organism: Megachile rotundata (alfalfa leafcutting bee)
Lineage: Eukaryota; Metazoa; Arthropoda; Insecta; Hymenoptera; Megachilidae
Gene: Aptx
Product: aprataxin
Biological process (GO): single strand break repair
Cellular component (GO): nucleus
Molecular function (GO): double-stranded RNA binding; DNA 5'-adenosine monophosphate hydrolase activity; single-strand break-containing DNA binding
Source: RefSeq, a predicted model, not a curated record
AACGGCUGAUCCAUACACAAAUGUCAGAGUUGUUUGGUGAUUCGUAAAUUUAGCGUUGAAUAAAAAUAAACAAAUGUGAAAAGAAUGAAAAGCAACAAAAAAUGUGUGACAUUAAUCACGCGUACGUAAAAUUGUUUCGAGGGCAAAGUAAUCAAUCUUCCAUCGCUUAUUCGUAUCUGGACUUUAUUAAUACAAGUCAUGGUACAAACAUAACCUCUACGAUGUUUACACGAAAGUUUUGAUUAGUGUGAAAUUCCUAGAACUUGAAAUAGGUAAAAACAUUAUCCUGAAAGCACAAAAAAAGAGCAACAAUGAAACGCAAGCCAAGAUUUUCGUCGACCGAUGCAACAGCCCCAAAGAAACAUCAUUGGGCAACUGGUUUGCUUGUUUCUAUGGAGGAUCCUCAACUGAAAGUAAAGGAAGAUGAUAAAAUCGUUGUCAUUAAGGACAAAUAUCCAAAAGCCCAAUUUCAUUACCUGAUCUUACCAAAAGCUGAUAUCCCGUCAUUAUGGCACGUUAAAAUGGAAAAUGAAGAUUUAUUGUUUCAUAUGGAUAGGAUCGCCAAUGAAUUAAUUAAAGAGCACAAGGAUUCUGAAUUCUUCAUUGGAUAUCAUGCUGUACCCAGCAUGCAUCGGCUACACUUACAUGUAAUAAGUACCGACUUUAAUAGUCCGUGUCUAAAAACAAAAUAUCACUGGAAUUCGUUUACAACUCCUUUCUUUUUACACUCGAAAGAUGUUUGUAACCAAUUGCGCGAGAAAGGUGAACUUAAAAGAUUGAAGUCCGAGGACAGUGCCGAACAUUUGAAUACUCCGCUGAAAUGUCACAGAUGUUCAGCUACUCCAAAGAAUAUGCCUGAUUUGAAACGACACCUGUUGGUUCAUUUAUCGGAUCGAAAGAACAUUAAUAUGGAUUAGUAUAACAAACAUCAAUUUAAUACACAGGUUGAUUCGAAUAAGAAUCAAUAAUGUAUCCAACCAUUUAGAUGCGUGUUUUUAUCCCAAGAUUUCGCUGAUUAUAAAUGAAUUUAGUAAUAGAUAUAUUCUUGUGAAUUUUGAAUUAAUAUUAAAUGUAAAAUGCUGAAGAUUUACGGUAUUACUUAUUGACAAAGUUAUAACAUCAGAAUACUAAAUAUUAUGUAAUUAGCAGUGUAUAUUAAUACACGAUUCUGUACAUA